AUGCGUUUUGAUUUGUUUGUGCUGAUAGUUGGGGUUUUCUACUUAUCCCCAACAGCAGGUGGACCUGUGCCUUCGUAUUAUUCCGACGACGACUCAGGAAGUGGCUCCGAUGACUCUGGAGGUAGCUACGACGACUAUGGAUGUGGAGAUGACUCUGAUAUCUGUGGAGGGGGCAUUGACGACUAUGGAGGUGGUAUUGACGACUAUGGAGGGGGUAUCGGUGACUACUAUGGAGGGGGUAUUGGUGACUACUAUGGAGGGGGUAUUGGCGACUAUGGAGGCGGCUAUGGCUAUGACGACUAUGCCACAUUUAAUAGUGGAAGGACAGCAGCUAAGUCGAUUGAAUUUGAAAAGGAAGAGCGUAAAAGCAGCACAGAGUUCUACUGCGAUGACUCGUUGUCCUACUACUAG
This is a messenger RNA of Scaptodrosophila lebanonensis, 411 nucleotides long. RefSeq names its product eggshell protein 1-like. The coding region runs from base 1 to 411 and encodes 136 amino acids. Lineage: Eukaryota; Metazoa; Arthropoda; Insecta; Diptera; Drosophilidae. The transcript has 2 exons. The record is from RefSeq and is a predicted model, not a curated record.